UGGUUCCAACCCUUAACUAGCCACGCACACGCAGCAACCCAAUUGUCAUGGAGCAGCAGCCUCCGACCACCGCCGCCGCCACCGCCACCGCCACCGCCACCGCCACCGCCACGGCUCCCCGCCGCCGCUGCCGCCGCCGACUUCGGCGGAGAGCCUACCCCCACCGCAGACGCAGACGCAGACGCAGCCGCAGCCGCAGCCGCAGCCGCAGCCGCAGCCUUCCUCCAUUCGCUCCCACCUCCGGCGCCCGCGGCGACUUCCUCUGCUUCCGCCGAAUCAAUUCCCGCGUCCCAAAACCCUAAUCCAACCCCUAAACCCUCGAUUCCACCGGCUACGCCACUCCAACAGUCCACACCGGCGCCGUCUUCACAGCCGCAAGCCUCUCAGCCUCUUCCGAGCCCUGCACAGCCCAAGCCUCCCGUUUUAACAAGGCCUUGGCAGCAGCCUCCGUCCAGCCUGACGCAUUUCUCCUCCUCUUCUUCACCGGCAGCACCGGCAGCUGCAGGGCCUCCUCAGCGAGGAGGUAUUGCCAUCGGUGUGCCGGCGCACCACACGAGCCCUCCUCCGCAGGCGGCUCCGUUCUCGUCUCCGUUAGGGCAACAUUUUGGUGGCUUGGGUCGAGGUUCGGUUAAUGUGCCCGAUUCAAUCCCUAAUGCCAGCGCUUCUCAGGUGCGUCCAGCCACGCCCACGGGGAUGGGAUCAAUCGGUUCGGGCUCCCAGAUGAGGCCGGGCGGCAUUCACCAGCAGAGACCACUGCAGUCAUCUGUUAGACCUCCACCUUCCCCAGCUAAUCAGCCCCCACCUUCUUCUCAAAGUGCACAGGGACAUGGCCUAUUGAGAGGCUCAGCAGUUGGCUCUCCAAUUUCGCAUUCAUCAAGUACAUCACAAGGCAUGCAGUCACCCAAUCAACCAUGGUUGUCAUCUCCUUCUCAAGGAAAACCUCCUUUACCAUCCCCUUCUUAUAGACCACAGAUGAACCCCCAGUCCUUGCAGCAACGAACACUUAUGUCUCAGCAACACCAUCCACCCUUAUCUACGGCUUCACAGCAACAGUACACGACACCUGGCCCAUCCCAACCUGCACAAUCAAAUCAGUUGCAGGAGCAACAUGGCCAGCAAUUUCCAACAUCAAGGGCUCCCCAAUCUUUGCCACAUCAACAGAUUUCAAGAAUUCAAGGUUCAGGUGCACAAAAACCAUCCUCUCUUGCAACAAUGCAAGCACAACCUAUCACUGCACCCAUGAAUGGGAAAAUAGCUGGUUCGGGAAGUGACGAAUCUUGCAACAGGAUUCUUAGUAAAAGAAGCAUCCAUGAACUAGUAAACCAGAUUGAUCCAUCAGAGAAGUUGGAUCCUGAAGUGGAGGAUAUUCUUGUGGACAUUGCAGAAGAAUUUGUUGAGUCUAUCACUGCCUUUGGCUGCUCUUUAGCCAAGCAUCGCAAAUCUACCUCAUUGGAAGCUAAAGACAUACUACUACAUCUUGAAAGGAAUUGGAAUAUAGCACUCCCUGGUUUCAGCGCAGAUGAGGUCAAGAGCUACCGGAAACCGGUGACAAAUGAUAUACAUAAGGAGCGGCUUGCAGUGAUAAAGAGGUCAGCUGUAGUAAGUGAAGUGGUUAAUGCAAGGAAUGCUCCAGGGCAAGUGGCUAGUAGUGCCAAGGGCACUCUGGGGAAGGCAGCUGCUAACGUUUUGGGUUCCCCAAACUUGAAGAGCUAAAAGUACUCGAAGCUUGAUGAGGUGUUUACCAGCAAUGCUGGUAGCCUGGUGUUCAGACAUCUAUUUGGUUGAUUAGGUA
Messenger RNA from Eucalyptus grandis, 1792 nucleotides. RefSeq names its product transcription initiation factor TFIID subunit 12. Lineage: Eukaryota; Viridiplantae; Streptophyta; Magnoliopsida; Myrtales; Myrtaceae. The transcript is spliced from 8 exons. Gene Ontology annotation, cellular component: SAGA complex; transcription factor TFIID complex; SLIK (SAGA-like) complex. The annotation marks the transcript as partial. Gene Ontology annotation, biological process: RNA polymerase II preinitiation complex assembly; DNA-templated transcription initiation. The record is from RefSeq and is a predicted model, not a curated record. Gene Ontology annotation, molecular function: protein heterodimerization activity; TBP-class protein binding; DNA binding.